Molecule: messenger RNA, 956 nt
Organism: Lytechinus variegatus (green sea urchin)
Lineage: Eukaryota; Metazoa; Echinodermata; Echinoidea; Temnopleuroida; Toxopneustidae
Exons: 4
Coding region: 8-874 (288 amino acids)
Source: RefSeq, a predicted model, not a curated record
GGAUGAGAUGGGGUAUUUACCUGAAAUUCAAGUUGUCAUGGUAAUUUGUGUCAUGCUGUUCCGCUCAGCUAGUGGAGGUUGUGACACUGGUAUGCACGAGAUCGAAGGGUCUUGCUACUCUCACCAGGCUGUGAUGAAAACGGCAUACGAAGCUGAGACGGAGUGUCCGCUCAUCCCUGCGGCCAACCCUCCGGUCAACCCCGGUCAACAUCUCGCAGCGUUCGCCUCUCAGUCGGAGCUUGACGCAGUCUAUAACUUCUACAGUUCGUUGAGCGGUGUGACUUCAGCGCUUGCUGUAAGGGCUACCAAUGCGUCAAUAGGCUUACCUUCGGACGGUAAUGGAUGCGUAGUCAUCGGCUAUGGAUCGGUGCUUCGGAAUGAGGAUUGCGCCUUGCAGCAUACGUUCUUGUGUGAAAGGGAUAUGGAUAUAUCUACAACUGUUGUCACUGAAACUAUAACCACAAACCAGCAAUCGACCCCUACAUCAACAUCGGUCAUCCCAAUAACGACCACAGUGGCUACAGCUUCAACAGAACCUUCUACAACUACUAGACAAUAUACAACCAAGUCAUCUACAACGUCAUCAACAUCUAGCACCAUGACAUCAACUGCCACAACCCCUAGAAAUCGAAUGUCUUCAUUCGUCUUAACUGGCGCUGGUCGAUCUAUUUCUAACGUCGUAUUGAUAGGGACGGUUGGCGCUACACGUACUCCUUUACGCUGCGCGGUGAAGUGCGCUUCAGCGGACGGAUGUCACGUGUUCUCCCAUUCGGCAGCCAAUCAGAAGUGCUAUCUAGGGGAUGCAGGGAGUAUGGACUAUUUAGAGGAUGACUCGGAAUGUAAUACAUAUGAAAUGUUUUGGCGUAUUUCUUGACUAGGGUGAAGGAAUGAACCACUGGUGGAUCCAGGGAGAUAAGGGCAUGAUAAAAAUUUGUAAAGUAAAAAUGCCGUUAACU